Girardinichthys multiradiatus is the source of this 6232-nucleotide messenger RNA. RefSeq names its product coiled-coil domain containing 177 (gene ccdc177). The transcript has 2 exons. NCBI's taxonomy places the organism in Eukaryota, Metazoa, Chordata, Actinopteri, Cyprinodontiformes, Goodeidae. The record is from RefSeq and is a predicted model, not a curated record. Bases 443 to 2971 code for a protein of 842 amino acids.
UGGAACAUAUUAAAGCUAUUAUACUAAGCUAUCAGGCCUCUGUCGUCUUGCAGAUCAUUGGCAUCGACCAGGCGGAGUUUAGGAUGCUGGGAUGAGGGAAGCUGCUGAGAAGCAGGUGGAGACCGCGGAUAUUUACGUGAUGCACUUCGCUUAGGAAGGAUAAGAGGGAGCUAGAGAGGAUACUCUUGUCAUCUGAGAAACGCAGUAAAAUUCGCUUUUGAAACUGCUUUGUGUGCUAAUCGGGAUCUGGAGGCGCUGCGAAGCGCUCCAUCUGUCUCCGUCGUGUCGCUGGAAGCUGCGGCGAAGUGAUGCUCCAUCUUUGCAUCGACGGCCGGAGCCGUUUUUUCUGAAAGCCUGCUAUUAUGCAGGGAGCAAGGGAGACUGCGAGGAUUAAAGGGGAACGAAGCAUUGGUUUAGAAAACAUCAGGCACUCUGGCAGUGUAUGCCAACUAUGGUCGACCCCUCAGAUGUUGAGGAGCAGAAUAAGUGUAAAGGCCCACAACUUGACACGCCAACUGUGGCCGCUGAAGACCCUCGAUUACCAGAACCGGUUGAUGGCACGACAACUGAGGAGGAAGGUGAUGCCGGUUUUGAAACACCGCCCACUGGCAGCUCAGAGCCCAGCCCCUGCCACACUGCGUCUCUGGCGGGGUCAAAGGACAGCACACAGGGGCCAGCACCUCGACAAGCUCAGAGUGACACAGAAAUGUCCCCCAAAUUGCACCUGGACCUGUACAACUUUGACUCGCCUGAGGCGGAGGGAAGUCGUUAUGUGUUGACAAGCCCCCGCUCUUUGGAGGCGUGUGCUCGAUGCGGAGUCAAACCAGUGGAGCUGCUGCCUCGCCCGCUUGCUGACUUUGUCCGGGAGGCUCCUGGCCGGUCAAUGCGAGUCGCCACAGGUCUCUUUGAGGUCUAUGAGAAGGACAGACAUGGCAAACUCAGGCACUGCAGGGAAGAGAGGGAGAGGAUUGUUAGAGAAGAGAAAAGAAGGAUUCUGCAGGCAACUGUCAACAGCAGCACAUCUUCAUCCCCCUUGGAUAAAGUCACAUCUGGAAUCAGUGCGCCUCCAAAAUCUGGUACAGUAACCUCUAGCUCAGUCCCGGAUGUGGGAGUUUCCUUUAAAACUGCAGCAUCAGGUGCAACUCUUCUAUCGAAAGCCCCCACCUCUACUUUAAGUUCCUCCCCAAAAUCCAUGCAACCUAGAACUACCCCGUCUCCAAAGUGUGGCCCCAAAACAUGUCUGCCACCAUCUAAGGGUGCAUUUCAAGGAUCAGCUUCAGUGGCUCCAUCAUCUGAACAUACAAAAACCACGCGCCCACUUUCAUCUGGUCCCCCACCAGUGCUCAAGAAAUCCACUGGUGGUAAAUCUUCAAACACUUUUCCAAGAUCAACACCGAAACCUCCCUCUUUCCCCAGAGCCAACUCUACGUUAACAUCAUCAGUGUCAAAGCCUGCUGUUCAGACCUCCAACACACCUCUGAAUGGAGUAACAAGAGGGCUGUUUUCUCAACACAACGGACAUCUUGGAUUCUAUUCCAAGGCCCGGGGGAAAAGUCAUUCCCUGGAGUCUUUACAGCGAAGGAUGGAUCCCGUCUGCUGCUCAACCUCCACAACAACAACUACAACUACAUGCACCUCAUCAGAGUCUGGGGCUUCCUCUUCCUACAGUUGGGAUGGUGUACGGGAUCACUGGGCUAAAAUGUCCAGUCCUCGAGCUCGCACUAUGGCCACUUUCAACUCACUGAUGGGCCGCAGCCUCAGCCUCGGAGACCUCAGCCACUCUCCUCAGACAACACAGAAGGUGGAGCGCAUCGUGAAGGAGGUGAAGCGUCGAGGCCUCAAGGCUGUGUCCGAGCGUGACCGCAAGAUUGCAGCUUUGAUGCUUGCCAGAUAUCAGGAGGAAGACAUCAUGAGUCAGACCCGCUAUGUUGCUCACCUUCAGUGGGACAGCGAGCGCAGGAUGGAGGAGCUGCGGCGGGAGCAAGAGGACAGGGAGAAGCAGCGAGCGGUGCUCCAGUGCCAGCGACUGUGGCAGACCCAGGUUUUGAUACGUCAGCAGAAAAUCAGCCAACAGGAGCGUGAUUCAGCCACUGCAAAAAUGCGGCAGGCCGAGGAGCAUGAGGAGCGUUGGAAGGAGCUUGCAGAGCAGCAGGAGCGGAACCGUCUGCUCAGACUACAGCAGGCAGCACGAGAAGAGAAGCACAAGAAAGCUCUUCAGGAGCAGAACUUGAAGGCCCUAGAAGAGGAGAGAGCUGCCAUGCUGGAGCAAGAGAGGCUGCUCCUGGAGGAGAAGCUCACCAUUGCUGAGCUGAAGAGGCAGGAGCGAGAGCACCAGGCCCAGGAGGAGAGACGAGGUCUGAAUAAAGCAGAGAGGAGACGUCAUGCAGCAUUGAUACAAGAAAUUGCCCGUCGAGAACAGGAAGAGAGGGAUGAAGCUAAAAGGGCAGCACAGGAGAAGCUCACCCGCUCCCUUGAGAACUAUGAGCAGAUAGUUGAACGUCGAGGGCAGGAGCUGAAAGAGAAGGCCAAACGUGAGGAGAAGCAGAUCCAGAAGGCUCGCAAGGCAGCAGAGAAGCGCGAGAAACAGCAGCAGCAACUGCUGGAGGCCCGCGUCAGGGAGGCUGCGAAACGAGCCCAGCAGGCCGCCACGGUGGCCGAGGAGAAGGCCAAGGAGAAAGCCAAGCGGGCCGUCCAGACUCGGCAGGAGAAGGAGAGACUCCAGAAGCUCAACAGGCAGCGUGUGGAGGAGGAGGAGAGGCAGAGGCGCCUGGAGCUCCUACAGUCCAUCGAGAGGAAGCUGGAGAAAAGUGAGCAGAUCUUCAGGGAGAAAAAGGCAGUGUUGGAGAGCGCCCGCUCUGUGGCACGGGCAUCAUUUCAUGUGCGGGACAAAGUGCGGGAGGAGACCAACAUGCGCACUUUUGAUAAGAUGGCCCUGGAAGCCCUGCUCAAAGCAAGUCUCGAUGAAAAGUAAACCCAUAGCUUUGCUGUAAACUACUGGUUAUACCAUUGGUUCUUGGCUUUAUCACUCAACAGGUUACCAUUCUUCCCACCCCCACCAGUGUUAUUUUUAAAUUUCACAUCAUUAUCUAUCAGCAGUUUUAUUAUACGUUUGACCACUUUAUUCAUAGAUCCCAUUAAAGUGACAAAUUUUGUGUCAUUGAUGUAUUUGGAAAAUAAACCAUAUCAAUAGUUACUCCGUAACAGUAAAGCCCGUAAGGCAGAUGGAACCAACAAAAAUGUUUAUUGUGGACAGAGCUGUUUUUUUGGGGGGUUUUUUUGUGUCAACACAACCCCCCCUCUCUCCAUCUUUUUGCUCUGAGCUGCAUCUUAGCCACUGGACUGAAAGCUGUGCUGGAAUGAAAAGAGUUAUUCUUCAUCUGAGAGCACAAUUCCAUGACAGCUGCAGGGGCUUUCAAGGGAACACUCCCGUUAGUGGGAAAACAAGCCUGAGGAAAAAGUUAAACACAAAUGGUUCCCAGCCCUCGCCAGCAAUGACAGACCCUUUUUGUACAAACACUCGAAGGAAACACGGGCAGCUCAGAACUCAAACCCAAGCAUGUAAGCUUGUCCGUCCUUUCAUUGCUGACGGUGCAGCGCUGGAAGGUGCAGAGGACUUUGGAUAUUGCACCAUAAGCAUUGCUCCUUCAAAUUCUCUUCUAGGUCUCUCUCUUUUUCCUAUUCAUGUCAAAUUACAGUCAGCACUGAAGCUCUCUAAGAGAAAACCUCCUCUUGGCUCCCUGCACCAUCCUCCUGCCUCUAGCACACCAUCAUGGUGAUCAUCUUAUAGUCAACAGGUUUGUGUUAUUACCUUCCCAUCUCUGUUUUGUUGCAUCAAUGCUGCCAUUCAGAGAUUGCAGUUUUAAUGAUGUGUGGAUGCACUAAUCCUACAAUCUCCCAGCUAUAAAAAAGAAAGAAAAAAACAGAAACAGUACACAUGGGUUUUUGCCCAGAUGAAGCUGUUGCCAUAGAAAUGCAAACCUGGCUCAAGCUGCAGGAGUGACGGUAGGGAAGAUUAUUCACUGGCAGCUUAUUUUGGAUGUUUCUUUUACAAGGCAUGAUUUUGGUCUUUCAGUUGUUACAGCGCCUCUCGAAACUAUUCAAUCAGUCAAACUUUAUUUACCAUAGUGGCUUCACCCUGUAUUUUGGAGCGAUCUGGUGUUUAAACCCUAGAAGCUUGACUUUGUUAUUUGGAAAUUGUCUUUGACGUACUGUGAUUCCUAUAUCAGCUAUGGUCUUGACUGCUCCUUUUACGCCUGCAAUGCAUUACAUCAUGCAAAAACUAGGGUUUGAUUACGUAAAUAAAAUGAUUCUCACUGUAGGGUCCAUGUAUCUUUUACUUGAGAUCAGGAGAGAGAAGCUUUGAGGUACAAUUCAGUUUGUAUUAUGUUGACAAUACAAUACUUUUCAUAUAGUCAAGUACAAUCCAAAGUGCUUAGCAAAGGUUAAAAACAGCAAUGGAACAUUUUAUCUUUUUGUAAAGUUCCAACCCUUGUUGGAAUUUGUUGUGACUGUCCUACAUAAAGGAAAUCAUAACAUUGAAGUGCAGAGAAGGAUUCAUGGUUUUCUUUCUAUUUUUAAGAUUUUUUUGCAUCAUAUUUUUAAAGUAGGCAGACAGGAAAUGGGGUGGAGAGAGAGGGAAGACAUACAGAAUGGGGCUCCGGGUCAGGACCCGGACCAAGGACAGCUACAUCGAGGAGUUUGGGCUUCAUUUAUAUCCAGCCCCCCAGAUUUAAAAUUUGUACAACCAAGUCUUUUGGGGUAUGACAUCUUUGCACAUCUACAGACUGACAUUUUUGUCCGUUCUUCUUUGCAAAAUAACUCAAGGUCUGUCAGAUUGGAUGGAGAGCAUCUUGCCACAGAUACUCAAUUAGAUUUAGGUGUAAACUUUGAAUGGGCCAUUCUAACAAAUGAAAAUGCUUUGAUCUUAACCAUUUCAUUUACCCUCUAGGUUUAUUUUUCAAUUCAGGCUGGUAGGUAACCCUCCACCCCAGUGUAUUUAGCUCUAUCCAUCUUCAAAUAAUCACUGGCCAGCUUCAUUGGUCCUGAAAAGAAAAGCAACCCCAUACCAUGAUAUAUCCAAGACCAUGCUUCAUUGUCAGGAUGGUUUGUUCCGGGCUAUGUGCAGUAUUCGUUUUUCACCACAUCUAGCAUUUUGCAUGAAGGAAAAAAACCAAAAUGUUUAUAUGAUACUUUUGCAGGACCCAGUGUACUAGUUUUUCUAAUUUAUAAGCACAUAUGUUAGCCCUUUUUUACAGUCUUUGAUGUGUAAUCUCAAGUCUUUUGCAGCCUUUACAAGGUUUUCUUGCACGAUGAGGCGUUAUUUAGCUCUAUCCAUCUUCCCAUCAUGUUCUCAACAUGUUUGCUGCUCCUACAUGGCUGUUGGCAUGUAGGAGAUCAACCUUUUUCAUGCCACUCCUCCGUAAAAGCCAGAUGUGUGCAGUGCACAAGCAAUAGUUAUUAUGUUGACAGAUUUUCCCACCUGACCUGUGGAUCUCUACAGCUCUUCCAGAGUGAUCAUGGGCCAUUCUAACAAACAAGUAUGUUUUGAUAAAAAAAAUACAAUUUGUACCCUCUGGUUAUUUUCCACUAAACUCUGAUCAUGUCUCUGUUGAAGCACAGCUGCCUCACAGCAUAAUGCUGUCACCACCAUGUAUCAUAAUGUUCAGGGUUUUUCACCAGCUAUUUUAUUUUGUAUGUAAGGCAAAAAGUUACAUAUUGCACUCGUUUGAUCAGAGCAAGUUUUCUAUUGUCUUUCAGAGUUACUAUUGACCUCUUUGCUGCUUUUUUAAACCAUAUAGAAUUUUGCUUCACCUCACAAUUCUGCAAUAUUUUCUGUUUGUCUAUCACAUAAAAUCCCAACAAAAUAGGUUGAAGUCUAUGCUUGUAAUCUUACAAAAUGUGAAAAAGAUCAUGGGUAUAGAUACUUUUGCAAUGCACUUUAUACUUCUGCAGUCAGCUGGUGGUCUUACCGUCCAUCAAUAACCAGCCUGUAGACUGAGCUGAGUAUGUCAGACAGUCACAUGUUUCGUGCCUGCUUUCGGCAGAGAUAUAAGCCCCAAUGAAUUUGAAGCAAAGCAGGCUUAUGGCUGACAGACCACUGUGCCAAGCAGACGAUCAUGGAGUGGAGGCAGGAUGAGACAGCAGAUUUGCUUUGUGGGCGCUUUCCGUAUAAAUAAAGCUGCAAGGUUUAUUUUAAAUAAAGCAACUGCACUUCACAAGUGCACAAACCAUA